Sebastes umbrosus (honeycomb rockfish) is the source of this 3595-nucleotide messenger RNA. It is a transcript of the gene rbm24a, whose product is annotated as RNA binding motif protein 24a. Gene Ontology annotation, cellular component: cytosol. The transcript is spliced from 4 exons. The coding region runs from base 629 to 1327 and encodes 232 amino acids. The record is from RefSeq and is a predicted model, not a curated record. NCBI's taxonomy places the organism in Eukaryota, Metazoa, Chordata, Actinopteri, Perciformes, Sebastidae. Gene Ontology annotation, molecular function: mRNA 3'-UTR binding.
AGAAAAACAAAAAAUGAACUUUCCUUGUAUAGUGACUGUUCUAUUGAUUAUUGACAAUUAAUAAAAAGACCUUUGAAAAAAAAAAGCACAAACAUUCACUUUGCACUUCCUAAAAAGGCCCUUCUCCUCUUUGUCCCCAACAUAUCACAUAGUGGAAUCAGGUUGUGUUGGCCUCUGAUGGUUAAUUAAAGGUGAUUCUAGUAGAGAGGAUCUUUUUUUUUGGUGAAGGAGCUCCAGAGUUUCACGCUGUGCAGGUUUCCCAGCUGUUUGUGUGCCCUGGUGGGCGGUGCAGAGAUGGGACUCAAAAAGCUGGGUGGAGUUUAGGGAGCAGCGCUUUUAGGAAUGGGUCCCAAAGCUAUUUAGUUAGACAGCAGAGUUACCAAGAAGAGCUGGAAACACCUGAUGGUCUCUGUGGGACAAUCCGCUCCAUAUAACUCUCCUCUUAAAGAUAAAUCUACCUCCAGGCUGCAUUUUUGUCGAGUUUUUUUGUUGUGUUUUCUCUUCUGAAAAAAGUUACAGAGCCUCUCUUUUUCCUCUCUUCAUCCAAAGAAAUCACUGAUAAGGAGACAUUGCACUAUAUUCUUUUUUUUCUCUAUUGUUCCUAUUUAUUGUAUUUUUUGCACUAACGAUGCACACCACGCAAAAGGACACGACCUAUACGAAGAUUUUUGUCGGUGGUCUUCCCUACCACACCACGGAUUCAAGUCUCAGGAAAUAUUUCGAGGUGUUUGGUGAGAUUGAAGAAGCGGUGGUCAUCACCGACAGACAGACCGGCAAGUCUAGGGGUUAUGGAUUCGUGACGAUGGCGGACCGCUCGGCUGCAGACCGGGCCUGCAAGGACCCCAACCCAAUCAUUGACGGCAGGAAGGCCAACGUCAACCUGGCCUACCUGGGGGCCAAGCCUCGGGUGAUGCAGCCAGGUUUUACCUUUGGCGUUCCCCAAAUUCACCCUGCUUUCAUCCAAAGGCCUUAUGGCAUCCCGGCCCACUAUGUGUACCCUCAGGCCUUCGUUCAGCCUAGUGUGGUCAUUCCUCAUGUGCAACCUACAGCUGCUGCACCCACCGCCGCUUCCUCCCCCUACAUCGACUACACCGGAGCUGCUUAUGCGCAGUAUUCUGCAGCUGCAGCCAGCGCUGCUGCCGCCGCUGCAUAUGAGCAGUAUCCCUACGCCGCAUCCCCUGCCGCCGCAGGCUAUGUGGCUACCGCCGGCUACGGCUACGCAGUCCAGCAGCCUUUAGCCACAGCUGCCCCAGGCUCAGCCGCCGCUGCAGCCGCAGCCUUCGGUCAGUACCAGCCUCAGCAGCUGCAAGCUGACCGGAUGCAAUAGCAGCCACUGCAAUCACUGGACAUGCAGAGAGAGGAGGCCUGCGCCCGGCCACAGCUGAUUGGUCAGGAGAAGGAGCGGCGAAGGAAAAGGAAGAGGGAGUGGCCUUAAUAAGGGUGGGCGUGUCAGCGACUCAGAGGCAGAGUUGCUUUAAAAAGGUGAUGAUGGUGGUGGUGGUGAUGAUGGUGGUAGUGAUGAUGAUGGUGAGGUGGGGACUUUUUACAGUAACUUUCCAACUUGCUGUGCUUCAACCAAAAAACGAGAAAAUGAAAAAAAGUCGCAGAACAAAUAAUGGAAAGUGAUUUACUAUUAUUGUUGUUGUUAUUACUAUUAUUAUUAUUAUCAUUACUAUUAUCAUUGUAGUAGAGUACUUAUUUCUAGACAAGAAAUGCAGGAACUAAUCCCUGUGGUUGGUAUAGGUGUUAAACUAAGCCUUUAAGUCCUAUUGCUGUCUUUAACGUUAGUUUAGGAAACUGUUCUCUUUUUUUUUCACUCGUGGUUUUCCACAAGUGUUUUCGGUUAUUUGAUGCCCUCAUAACAUUUAUAUUUAUUAUUGUUAUUAUUACACAUUGGGGGCGUCUUCUUGUUCUUUUUGUCAUUUCAAGUGCAUUUUUUGGAGUUAAUAAUUUCUGAUAAUCAGGGAAAUGGAACCGUUUCCAACGUGUUAGCUAUUAUUAUGUGACCUCUGUCAGGAAGUCGAGGAGUCGUAACUCGUCGUGUCACACAUAUUUGAAGAACUACCUUUUUAUCUUCCUGAUGCUGAAUGUCCCUUUUUUUUUUACUCUGUGUCUCGACCUCUUGACCUAUGCAAAGCGAACAAAUCACCAGGAGACAAAAAAAACAAAGAAAAAGAAACAAAAAACUGAAAAUGUCAUCAACUCUGACUUGAUUCUUGGACUAAAGGGGGACUUGGCAAACAAAACAAACGCACUGACAAAAGGAGGGAGGUUGAAAACGGCUUCAGACAAUGAGAAACACUAAAUCAGUCGCUUUUCCACAUGUUUCACUCACACGUACACAUGCAUCCAGAGUUGCACACAUAGCAGUCAAAGACAAAGGCAGCACAGUUGUGUUUCUCUCUGGCUCUGGGAUGGAGAGAAAGAGAAAGAAAGAAAGAAAGAGGGAGAGAGCAGCUGCUGGUGGGGGUGGACAGAGCCGCUCCAGCGCCACACAGACGGAUCACUCUGGAAAGAACGCAUCACUUGUGCUCGUUUGUUGAGCUGUCACAUUUUAAUCCCCGACCGGGCCCAUUUGGGAACCAACUUCGCACCCCUCCACCCAACACAGAGCCCCACAGCAGAGCCCCCACCCCCCCAGCCAUGCAGCCCUGCAGCUGUCAGCACUUCCACCUCUGUGCUGCUGUAGUCUGGUGUCAGGUACACACUCACAAACACACACUUUCACCAAAGCCACCCCAACAACUGGUCUGCCUCAUGUCUGUCAAGAUCACCAGGUGGGGUGGAGAGGACGGGGGGUUUGACUCUUUGACGUUAUGUCGGUCUGUGUGCCUUACAUUUUUACUGCUAUUUAAGAGAAAAAAAAACAGAAAAAAGAGAGAAAUCUACUAUUUAAGAUAUUUAUUUUUGAGGGUUGACUAUGUUGACGCUCUGAGAGUAGAGACUUAGUGGCGGUACUGUAUUAAUACGAUUAUUAUGUACUCAUCUCAAGGCAUAUAUAAGUUAUUGAUUAGUUUUAGUAAUAAUAUUAUUAUAAUUAUUAUUAACAUACUCAACCAAAAAUGUCGAUGUAGGAGUUAUUUAAGAUACUGUUAUGUGCACUGUACUUUUAUUUUUUAUCUUUUUGAUUCUUUAGAACAUGACAUUAAAUAUUAGCCUUUUUGUAGGGAAGAAACUUUAUUUAAAUGCAGGCCUGUUUGCAUGCAGAUUGUACUCUGCCUCUUCUCUGUUUAGAUUAGAGGAAAAAAUGAUAAUAAUUUUCACAAAAAAACAAGCGAAAAUGCUGCUUUCUCCACUAGAAUGUAUAGUCGUUGUCGAGGUUUCAGUAGCUGUGCUUCUUUUGCUUAAUAUUCAUCAGAUGGGCUAUUUUACACUGUUGGGAAUUUUUAUACUUGAACUAUUUCUUACAAGGGAAAUAUGAAAAAUAAAUGACAAAAAACUUUUUAAGGAAGCUUUUCAUUGUCACUGGAUGAAGGCAUGCAUAGGGCCUAAAGUGUUUCUAUAUAAAUGCAAAGGUCCUGUUGAUUAAAACCUUUACUUCAGAAUUUCAACACCAUUUACUUAAAAUUGGAAUAAAAUGUUCUAUAUUUAAAAA